Messenger RNA from Hyposmocoma kahamanoa, 4267 nucleotides. RefSeq names its product RNA-binding protein Musashi homolog Rbp6 (gene Rbp6). The transcript has 15 exons. Bases 1 to 1251 code for a protein of 416 amino acids. Gene Ontology annotation, cellular component: cytoplasm. NCBI's taxonomy places the organism in Eukaryota, Metazoa, Arthropoda, Insecta, Lepidoptera, Cosmopterigidae. The record is from RefSeq and is a predicted model, not a curated record. Gene Ontology annotation, molecular function: RNA binding.
AUGAAUCGAUGCGGCGGCGGCGCGCGGAGCGGGGUGCGGGCGGCGGCGGCGGCGGCCGCUGCGUGGCGGGGUGCGCCGCGCGCCAGUCUCGUGCCGGUAGUCGGUAGUGCAGCCGAGCGACUCCGGGAGCCGUCCCCGCCGCGCCGUCGCUCGCUCGUAGUUGUAGUGCGCCUAUCGGCGCCCGAGCCCAUGGAAACCCAGAAUCAGGACGUGGCCCACAGCCCUGCUGAGGUGCCCAACGAUCCAGGGAAGAUGUUCGUCGGAGGACUCAGCUGGCAGACUAGUCCAGAGAGCCUUCGAGACUACUUUAACAAAUUCGGCGAAAUCACAGAAGUCAUGGUUAUGAAAGAUCCAACAACGAGACGGUCAAGGGGCUUUGGAUUUAUUACAUUCGGCGACGCGGCUAGUGUAGACAAAGUUUUAGCGCAAGGAACACACGAAUUAGAUGGCAAAAAGAUUGAUCCCAAAGUGGCCUUUCCCAGAAGAGCACAUCCGAAGAUGGUUACCAGGACAAAGAAAAUCUUCGUAGGAGGGCUAUCAGCACCCACAACGCUUGAAGAUGUAAAGAAUUACUUUGAACAGUUUGGACCGAUCGAAGACGCCAUGUUAAUGUUCGACAAACAAACCAAUAGGCACAGAGGUUUUGGUUUCGUCACGUUUCAAAGUGAAGAUAUUGUAGAUAAAGUGUGCGAAAUACAUUUUCACGAAAUCAACAACAAAAUGGUGGAAUGCAAAAAAGCACAACCCAAAGAAGUCAUGCUUCCAGCAAAUCUGGCGAAGACGAGAGCCGCCGGACGCGGCGCGUACGAUUUCAUGUGGUCAUUGGGUGCUCUUCCUGACGGUUUCCCCGCAGCGUACGCCGCCUACGCGGCAGGACGUAGCUAUUCGGGCUAUCCUAGCUUCGGGCUGCCAUACCCUGCAGUUGACCUGACCAACGGGCAACUCACACCGAACAACAAUACACCGCUGCUCGCGCAGGCGCUCUCAGUGAUGAACAACUAUCAGGCAGCAGCAGCUGGAUUUGGGCCGCCGGCGUCGCCGCACGGUGCCGGGGGCCGCGCCGGAUUCCCCGCUGCGAGCUCGCCGGGCCCUGCGCUCGACGUGUAUGGCUCGGCUGCAGACAGCGUCGGCUACGUCCAGGCUGCCAGUCCCCAGCCCUCCGGAUUCCCAGCGAUUGCAGUCAGCCGCGCGCCCCUCAAUUAUACCCCAGGACCCCUGAUUCCUGCGGCUUUUACCAAUGGUUAUCAUUGAAAGUGCACAAAUGUUUUACGAGGCGAGCGGUGAGGCGUCGCGUAACGUCCCCGACGCGGCCGCACUGCCCGGCCGCCACAAGACACUCUCCUCCCCCGCCCUUUCCGCCGCAGGCGCAGCCCACUAGCGCCCGCGCCGCCCGCCGCCCGCCACGCCGGCGCACGCAACGACGACGGUCGUCUAAUCCGUCCGGCCUCCGCGCGGACCGAUCCGUCGACCGCGGCGUCUCAGUCUCACCACCCCAACCCACUAUCCCUCCCCCCAAAACCCAUGACCCCGUCGCGAGGAGACCCCUGUCUAUUGUAAAUACCAAUAAUCUAACUUUUUGUCGUGUGAACGAGAGAUAGUCUAUUAUAUUAAACAGGUAUUUUUUCAAAUUUUUCUCGCUUUCAACUGUACCGUAGAUGUGUUGUCAGAAAUAAUAAACAUUAAACUACAAAAAAAAAUACAUUUCAUAAUUAUAUAAAGCAUCUAGACGAUUUAAUUGCAGGGAGGUAUCUUAAAUAUUUUAUUAAUCAUAGUUAUCUUACCAUUAUAUAAGAUAUAAUCUACUUGUGUGUCCCUCUACGCGCGCGGGACUUUUAUUUCGAUAGAGGAAGAAAUCGGUUUUCCUUGGCAUCGACGACGGCUUGAGUCACCGCUGAGCGCGUUUGCAAUAAGUACUUGGUAGGGAGGUUGCGACCUGCAGAGCAGAGCUGAGGCAGAGACGAAGCGUGCGCCGCCAGACGGGCCAGACGUUCGCCGGACGGCCAGCGCGCCGCCGGCUGGAGUGAGACAAUAACGCAGGCGCACCCGCGUACGCCGCACGCCUCCUCGCUCGUCCACCAACACAUAUUUUAUUCUAUCUAUUUUUAAUAUUAUUAAUGUCAAAUAUUAACAUAAUUAUAAUACUAUAUAUUACGCAUAUUUUACCUAUGAAUGUAAUUAUUUUUGCCUAAUUCGAUUUGUAUAAAAUCACGUCUUAACGGCUGUUCCGUUUCAGUAGCGAGCAAGUUUCUCGAUUACUUCCGUAUAUGACUAUGUUAGUUACGCGUAUAUACAUACUUUCUAAUAUUAUGUAUUAUGAUAUAAAAUUUUAUCCUAAGGAUAAUACGGUCAUAUUUACGAAUCAUAAGAACGUUUGGGAAGCUAAGUCGGAACAUUUCAGAAUAUCUCUCAUCGCGUUAAGAUAACGUUUCUAUCUUAUACCUUUGAACGUAGGUAUUGUAAUUAUAUAAUAACAAUUUUGUGCAUUACGUAAUAAAUAUUUCAUUGUUUCUUACGAUUGUAUUUACCGUAAUUUAAGACCACUGUUGAAAAAAUUAAGAGGCUCCAUUUUGGAUGCGGAGUUACACAGUACUUAGUUGUAUUUAAAUUUUAAUCAAGUAAUAAAUAUAACCAGUAAACUUUCAUACAGACAGUAUAAACACAACACAAACAUUUCAAUAAACUAAAGACAGGGAUAUUAAAAAAUACAGCCAAAGGCGCAGGUUUGAGCUAAUAGUAUAAAUUAUGAAGUCAAUUCAUUAAUCAUAUUCGAUAAGUACUGAGUACUGGCGACAUUUAUCGACCACUGUCUAGUUUGCAAUAUUAGCAGAGGCGCGGAAUACGCAUGAAGCACCGCGUAGCGCGCCGCCCGUCGUUGACCACGAACAGCCUCUACGGCCGCGUAGCGCGCUACGCACCGGAGCGCGCGCGCUACCUGGCGCCGUUCGCUACACACAUGCACUCGGUUGCAUUCAUUCGUUAUUUACAAUUAUAACUAUUCAUUACCUACAUCAAUUAAACAUUAAUAUUAUAAAUCUAGGUAUAAAAUUUUAGGUAAUAAUAAUAAACAAUCUUUUAAAAUGCUAUUAUUAUAUAAAUACGUUAUAAAUAUAAAUGUUUCCUGUUACAAAAAUAUUGAAAAUGAUACGAAAUAAAUCAAUAUUCUUUUUAAAGGUAAUUUAUUACUUAUGAGUAUGUAGUUAAUUGAAUAAUGGAUUGUUAGUCGGAGUGCGCUCGUCGCCGGGCGGCGCGCUCGCUUCGCGUUUUUGUUCGAGCCGACAUCGUCCGCUGAGUGCAGCCGCGCUGGGUGCUGGCUGUCCGCUCUCCGCGCCCGUGCCGCACCCCCGCAGGAGACGCGACCGCGAUUAAGUUGUUGAACGUUAGCUAGGAAAUUGAUAAUGAAAUCGAAGGUGUGAGUCUAUAGGACGGUCGGAAAAUCGAUAUCAUACCUAACAAAUUAACGUAAUUAUUUGUUUUAUAUUUACGGUGUUAUAGGUAUUUAAGACAUUUUUUCCUAGAAUAUUUAAUUAUUACGAUGAGAUGUUAUAAUUGUUAGGCCCGGGCCGGCGACGGAGCGGCGCGGCACUCCUCACCGCCGUCGGCCGUCUCAUUCACUCUCACAUCCUCACUAUAAUUAUAUUUUCUUACCGACCUUUUUAAUGUAGGAGAAGCGCACACGGCCGCUUGUCCCCGUGCGAUACGAGUACAAACAGUCAACUUAUAGUGAGAGUACAUUUCGCCGCGUUCGUGAGAAGCCAUCGGUUCGCCGCGUUUGCACCGAAACGAUAUGACUCUGACACACCGUGGAAUUUUCGCAAGGCUGGCAUCAGCGAAUUACACAGGCCGGCCUACGAUGCUGCGGACUCGCUAAUUCACUUUAUUUACUUAUUUACUCACAAGCCUUUCGACGAAACUCCUGCGGUGUGGCCGAAGCCAGUGAUGACAAUUACUAUUGUAAAUACAUAGUUAGCCGCAUGUGUAAAAAGACGUUAGUCGAUACCAUCUGAUCGAUAUUAGAUUCAUUCGAGCUGCAAUCAGGAUUAGCCGUCGAAGAUAUUAGUUUCAUUGUUAUUGUUAUGGUUUGUUGAUACGUUUUGGUGAGGUUGUUUUGUUAGUGUCACUUAGAGCCCCCCGCGGGGCUAGUUCGAGGCGCGGUGCGCCAGCUGCGCCGCUUGUCGACCAAGCGUCGACAGUCCACGUCCGCCGGCGCACCUCGUCGCUCCCUCUCGCUUGUUCGUAUACGCGUUAGUUGAUUUACUUCAGUCACCAU